AUGAGCCUGAGUCCCCAGAGUCUGGUAAAUGUCAACGUCGAGCCCCCUCCGCUUGAAAUCGAACCGCUUAUAAUCUCAGGGCCCAGCGGUAACCGCGUCGACCUGGUCUUCUUCUCCGAUGGCUAUCUUCUCAAAGAGCGUGAAAAGUUCAUCGUGGAUGCAAUGCGAUUGGCGGAGGAUGUUUCCAAGAACCAAACUUUCAACACCGUACAGCCAAUACUCAAUUUCUGGGCCGCGUUUACUCCUAGUCAAGAGAGUGGUGUUGGUGUAGGUGGAAAGCCUAAGAAUACCACAUACGGCCUCUAUCGCCCCGGAACCGAACUUCGCGGAGUCUAUUAUGCAAAACCAGAGGUGGCAGGAGCUGCGUGCUCCUCCAUGGGAGACCAAUGUGAUUUCCCGAUUUUACUAGGAAAUGAUCCAUUGUAUGGGGGUCUUGGUGGCAGAUACACUGUCAUCACGUCAUCAAUUGCCAACGGACCCUCGAUUCUGCGCCACGAACUUGGUCACUCUAUCAUUCCCGUUGGAGAGGAAUAUGAUGGGGGUGAAGUAUACCGCGGUGUAGAUGCUUAUCACGACUUGAGCCAACCUGUUCCGUGGGCUCAUUGGCUUACGUACCCGCAAGAGGAUGGCCAGCCUCUUCGCGUUGAACGAUCCGUUAUGCCUCUUCAAGACUAUGCCUGGUCUAUGCUCAACACAUCAAAGCCCUGGUCAACCGAAUUCGUUUCAUCAGGAACGUUUUCGCGCCACCUUGUCCGGUUUUCGCUCUCGGGCCUUUUGGAGAGUUCCGACCUCACGGUAGAAUUAGAUGGUGUUGAUCUCGGCUGGGUUCCCAAAGAAGGAUUGGGCGUAGAUCGAUGGCAUUACGAUGUCUAUCGAGACAAUGGCUUGGCUGGUGGUACUCAUGAGGUCAAGUUUACACUUCUCAAUAUGGACAGGGAAGGUUUGGCUCAGUUGUGCAACGUGGAAAUCUUGGAAUUCGGUGACGAAAAUGAGUUCAUCGCGACACCGAAUUAUUACGGUGUAUUCCCAACCUACUCCGUCACGAACAAGACUUCCUACCGCCCUACCAACGAGGACUGUCUCAUGCGGCUUGUCACGACUUCUGGCUUCUGCAAAGUCUGCUUGGAAGGCCUCUGGCACGCAUUGCUGUCCAAGGUCAGCUUAAUCGAUAGCGUGACCGAGGGCUGUUCUGGGAAAUCCAAGUCACUCAGCGUCGAGUUGAUUCCUUUGGCCCAAUUCAGACAAGUGCCGAUUGGAUCGACCGAAAGCUAUACUAUCACUUGGUCCAGGGACGGAGAGGUCAUCCAAGAAUUCACCAAUAAAACAACUCUUAUUGUGGACGACGACGCCGGCGUGACUUAUAUCGUGACAGCGAAAUACUCUACUACAGAAGUGAUAGUGGACAAGGAAGGCCAUCUGGUCGAUAGUAUGGAAUAUAUGGUUACAGACACAUGUGCACACUGA
Molecule: messenger RNA, 1464 nt
Organism: Guyanagaster necrorhizus
Lineage: Eukaryota; Fungi; Basidiomycota; Agaricomycetes; Agaricales; Physalacriaceae
Exons: 10
Coding region: 1-1464 (487 amino acids)
Molecular function (GO): metallopeptidase activity
Source: RefSeq, a predicted model, not a curated record